Molecule: messenger RNA, 952 nt
Organism: Lymnaea stagnalis (great pond snail)
Lineage: Eukaryota; Metazoa; Mollusca; Gastropoda; Lymnaeidae
Source: the annotation of a GenBank genome assembly
AGUAAGAGAAUUUUUUUUUCUUCACCAAAAUUUGACGACGAUGAACAAGGGCAGAACACAACGCCUUCUGGGUUAUCUCCUCAUGAUUUUCUGUCUUGAUCCAUCGCCGAUCAGAUCACGAGAAAGGGACACAAUACAUGUACCUCUGGGAACCAGCUGUAACACUACGGACUUCCGGGUUGACCCAGACACUGUCUUUAAUACACGUUCUCAUUUGUCCGACGAUGGCCAGACGUUCGUUGACUGCGAGGUCUUAUUCACAUCAUCACGAGUAGAUGGCAGAUUGUGCGUCAUGCAGGACGGUCCGGUCAACGUCAUCAAAGACUCCAAUGUGGAAAUGAUCGUUAAAGAAAACACAAAGACUGUCUUCGAACUGAAGUACUACCCAAGUAGCUGGCUGCUCAGAGAGUACUGCACAAAAUCUGCUUCUCUGAGUGUGGCUCUCAAGAAGAUCAACAAAAGAGUCAAAGUUAACGUAAAGAAACUGGAGAUAACUUUAAAGAUCGUAAAUAUAGAGAGUAGAUAUCGUACUCUCUACUUCAACUACAUCUCAUGCAGUAAUUCAUAUCCGCUCCGCCACAGCUGGGUUAGUGUGUACAAUCGUUCUCCACAUUCCCCGGAGACGAUAGAGUACUGCGGCCUGAAGGUGGAGAAAGAAGCCGAUAACAACGGGAGUAUUUGCUUGGUGUACAAACCACUUCUUCACUCGCAGCGUCAAGACAUGGCAUGGAACUUUUACGUGUCAACAAAACCCUUCGAUCUCGACCCGAAUUUCUUCAUCUACCAACUGGCCUGGAACAGUUCUCAAGCGAGGGAGCUGCACGCCUGGUGUGCCGACCCAGCAAUCGGUUCAGUGACGCUGAUAUUCCACAGGAUCAACACGACGAAUGAACAGCAGGACAUGUUUGUGUUCACGCUGACCGAUCACGAAGGAUCAAACGAAACCCUGUUA